CAACAAAACUUCAGUAUGUCUUCCAGUCUGUCAGCAUCAUCUCAAACUGUUGAACAUGCUCCGCAGACCCUUCAUCUUGUUGCAUUUGGCACCAGGGAUAGAGCACAUUUGGCUCUGUUUAUUCCCAAUAGAAUGGCCGACCCGACCGGAACCCUUGUGCAUAUCAGGAUAAGAGGCAAUGAUCCCAAGUCUGGCGGAGGUGAGGCGGAGCUACUUGUCAACCAGUUCCAGCUCUCGCACAGUUCCGCAAAGAGUAUUGUGCCCCUUACAGGGUCAUGCGCAUCGCGAGAGGAAGUUGAAGAUGUGGCAAAAGAGUGCUUCAAGAACUUCGCGUACAAUAUUGUUCUUGACAACUGUCAAACUUUCACUAGUGAUGUCUUGACUGAAUUACAUAUAAGAUUCCCCUCUCAGAUCCAGCAAGCUUCAAUUGAUCUUAUCCAGAACAGUAUGGAACAACACCAGUCAAAAUCCAGCAAUUCCUCGACCGAAACAGACAAGAAGAAAGUGCCGAAGCAGGUCAAUCUGAGUCCACAGAGCCACGGUUCCCACUUGAUUAAGAGCAACACUUUCUCACCGAUGAAUGUGCGGCGAAAAAACGGACUGUCUUGAAUUGUGUGUCGAUUGUGGGGUCCAAGAGAAGAAAGUGCAAGGGGCGAUUUUCGGCAUGAAAUCUUUCAUUGAAGACAAGCCCGAACAAUAAGUUGGAUUUCUUUGACUAAUCUCAUGUGGAUUUUGACUGUUUAUCAUACUUUCUUUGAGAAAUGGCAUUAACAACUCCCCAAGCAAUCUGAAGAUAUGGUGAACUUGCUUAUCAUCAACCCCCUGGUAACAUUCAGAAAUCACUGUUGGAAUUCCA
This is a messenger RNA of Coccidioides immitis RS, 856 nucleotides long. RefSeq lists its product as uncharacterized. The record is from RefSeq and is a predicted model, not a curated record. Bases 16 to 609 code for a protein of 197 amino acids. The transcript has a single exon. NCBI's taxonomy places the organism in Eukaryota, Fungi, Ascomycota, Eurotiomycetes, Onygenales, Onygenaceae.